Messenger RNA from Aphis gossypii (cotton aphid), 737 nucleotides. RefSeq names its product mitochondrial import inner membrane translocase subunit Tim9. Lineage: Eukaryota; Metazoa; Arthropoda; Insecta; Hemiptera; Aphididae. Gene Ontology annotation, cellular component: mitochondrial intermembrane space chaperone complex. The coding region runs from base 288 to 617 and encodes 109 amino acids. The transcript has 4 exons. The record is from RefSeq and is a predicted model, not a curated record.
CAAUCUCCUAAAUUAGAUUUGGUAUUAUUAGUAAGAACUAAAUUUAUUUCUUAGCACUUACCUAUUUAUGGAUAUGGAAAACUAGAAAUGUAAAAAUAAUCAAUUUUCCAUCCAGAUUUUCCAAAUUGACAGCAACCAGACUGCCAGACACAUUGCGUCCGGCUCUAGUAACUAGUAACUACUAUCUACUAACUACUUACCUAUAGAAUUUGAGGAUUAUGUUCUGGAAUUAAAAUAGUUGAAGGGAAACCAAAAAUUAAUUUUGUAAAAUAAAAUAUAUAUCUAAAAUGGACGAAGAAAUUCAAUUAAAAAAUAUUAAAGAAUUUUUACAAAACUAUAACAAAAUAACAGAUGAUUGUUUUUCACAAUGUGUGUAUACAUUAUCACAAAGCAGGUUGACGGGUGAAGAGGCAUUGUGUGCAAGCAAUUGUGUACAGAAAUCUAAGUUUGUUGAACAAAAAUGUAUGCAAGCAUUUAUUGAGCAUCAACAACAAUCAAUGCAAAAAUUUGUUGAAGAAUCUUCUCAAAAACAAGCCGAACAAGAAAAUACUGUUGUUGAAUCAAAUAAUUCCGAUACAGAAAACAAAGAAAUAGUUAAACCAGAAUUGACAAAGUAAAAAUUAGGAUUGAAAAUGUAAUGAGUAGGUUUAAAAUGAAUAAUUUAGUAUCUGUAUUCUGUAAAUAUAAUAUUAUUGUGAUAAUUUAUUGAAUAUAAAAUUAUAUAAAAACAAUAAUAA